GAUUAUGUAUUGACGUCAUAGUAAAUAACACCGUAUUAUCUUGCAACAGACAAUUUUACGGAUAGUCACUUAUUUUCCGAUCAGAAAAGGCGAACAAUAAAACGGUUGGAAUGGCGACUGCAAAACCCUUGACACCACUGAAACCAACUACAGUUGUAAGUCAAAAUAUAAUGAUGUACAAGUAUUUUAUUUGUCAAAUAACGGAAACGAAAGCACGUGUCCUUAUAAAUAUAAUAAUUAGAGAAAGGCAGAAAACAUUCGUUUUUCAACAUAAACACAACAUUUCAAACUUUUUCAUUAGAUUUUACUUUGAUAAUUUCUGUAGUUCUGUUUUAAAAAGAUUUUUUUAAAAAAAAAAACAAAAGGAUGAGGGAGGAGAGAGGAAAAAAGAAACGAAAUGGAUUUGAUACAUUAUUAGCUUUUUCGGCUGUUGUUUAUAUUGUUUUUCAUAGAAUUUUUACAGAUUUAUUCGAUUUAUAGAGUAUGCUAUUACUAUUAAUCUCUCUCCCGCUACCUCUCCCUCCCUCCUUUCUUCUUUCUCUCUGAAGAGCGUUGGACCAAAACUGGUACCUUUCUUUAAAACCGUUACAAUAUAUUUUGUCCUCUAUGGCAAAGAGUCAACAAUGGAUUCUAUUUUCUAUUGCGUCAUUAAAAUUCUACCUAUAAUCUCCUUGAUGAUCUUUGUUCUACUACACGGCAUGAAUUUCUCUGAGGCUUACGUUUAUUCAAGAAGAAUUUUAAUAGGCCUACUCUUCUCAGCAUUUGGAGAUGCAUUUAUGGUUUGGAAAAAAAAUGGGUAUUUCAUACCAGCUGUUGGAAUGUUUGCAAUUGCUCAACUCCUAUAUGCGAGAGCUUUUGGCUUUAGAGAUUUAAAGAUUAAACAUGGUGUCUGUUGCGGUAGCUUGUGUUCUGUUAUGUUCCUCUUCCUUCUUCCAGUUUUAGAGGGCAAAAUGGUUUGGAUAGGAAUGACAUAUUGCGCAUUAAUUUGCGGUAUGUUAUGGAGAGCGGUGGCUAGAGUUCAGCUCUUUAAUGAUUUAUGGACGUGGACAAAAUUGUGCAGUUGCGGUGGCGCCAUCUUCUUUGUUAUUUCAGACUACAUAAUAUGUUUAGAUAAAUUCCUCGCUCCCGUUCCCUAUGCACAUCAAUUAAUAAUGUCAACCUACUAUACCGCUCAGUUGGGUAUAACGCUAAGUGUCAUUGAUUCCCAAGCCGAUAUCGUCAUUGAACAGAGUUUAAAGGAAACUGAAAACUGGAAAACACAACGAAUUGAAAAAGGUUCUUUUGAAGAGAAAGUCGAUAAAAACUGCAAAAAAACAAAUUAAACUCUUACAAACAAACAACAGCAUUAACUGCAAAAAGAGUAGGGGAUGGUUGGGCGGGGGCGGGGAGGGUUCCUUGUAAGCUGUUUUCGAAUUUGAAGGAUAUUGUUCAUUUGUUUAUUUUGGGCAUAACUAAUCCAGUUUCUUCCUUUCCUAGAUAUAUGAAAAAUAUGAAAAAAAACAAAAAAAAGAAGAGCUAAUAAGCUAUAUUAAUCAAGCUUGUUUCGUUUUUAAAUAUAUAUAUAUAUAUAUAUAUACAUAUAUACAGUAUAUGUAUAUAACAACAACUAUGGGAUAAAGAGAGUAAGAAAGAGAUUAGCGGCACUUAUACUUCCAUAAAUAAGUGGGCUAUUAGAUUUUCUCUUCCUAUCCAACAAUCAAGAUUGAAAAUACUUUUACAUUGUACACUAUUUUUAGUAAUUUUUAUUCAGGAAGAAGAUAAUUAUAUAAUCAUCGAAAUGCAUUAGAAUCUCUAGAUAAAAGAUAGUGAAAUCCGUGGAAAAAAACAAAAAGUCAGAUCUUUCUCCUAUUUCCUUUUUAUUUUUUAUUAUUUAUAUAUAUAUAUUGUUUUGUAUAUCAUUA
Molecule: messenger RNA, 1901 nt
Organism: Dimorphilus gyrociliatus
Lineage: Eukaryota; Metazoa; Annelida; Polychaeta; Dinophilidae
Source: the annotation of a GenBank genome assembly